GAGAACAGUUAUAAACUAUGAAAGGAAAAGUGGCUGUUUUAAGUGAUUUAGUUGGAGAAAGAAUAAAAAAAUUCAAAAAAAGAGAUGUUUUUGCAUUUUUUAAUAUAGAAGGAAAUAAGGACCCUUUUAUAGAUUUUGAUUAGUUUUGGUAAAAAAUUAGUGUUAUAGCGAAAAUCAAAGAAGAAGAUGCACAUUUGCUUUUUAAAUAGAUUGAUAGGUUAAAUUAAAAUAGAAUUUCUACUUUAAAUUUCCUUACUUUUAUUAAUUAUGAAAUAGAUGUUAUUUAAGAUUAUAAAGUUAAACAUAUUUAGGGAAUCGAUUGUAGAAAAUUUAAUAAAGUAAUACCUUUUAUUAAUGAUUUAGUGGAUUUUAUUAAGGAAGAAAAUUCUGAUUUAAAAGCUGAGAGUUUCUUUUAUUAGGAAAGUGGAUAAAUGCAUAUUAUUGAUUUCUAAUAUAAAUUAUAAGACCUCAAAAUAAAUUUGAAUUUCUAUAAACAAUAAAUAGAUGAACUUUUAAAAACUAUAAGCUUCCAU
Molecule: messenger RNA, 533 nt
Organism: Ichthyophthirius multifiliis
Lineage: Eukaryota; Ciliophora; Oligohymenophorea; Hymenostomatida
Exons: 1
Source: RefSeq, a predicted model, not a curated record